UCUUCCAGCCCCACCAGAGCUGGGAAGCAUCGUUACGGUGCUGGAGAGUGCGGGCCGCAGAACCGAAGUCGCGCGUCCCCUGCGAGCUCCGGAGGGAGCUCUUUUUCAGUCGCACCGAGGACAGUGUCCGCCGCCGCGAUUGGCUGCGGGCAUCGGAAGCGCUUGUGCGCCUGCAGCGCCGGCCAAGGAUCGAGCCACGAGACGCGCCGAGGCCCGGCUGCUUGGGUUUCCGUCAGGACUGGAGCCCAGAGGCACGCGGACCGCGGCGGCGAUGGAGAGGGGCGCGGGGGCCCGCACGGCCAGCGCGCUGUUCGCGGGGUUCCGGGCCCUGGGGCUCUUCAGCAACGACGUCCCGCACGUGGUGCGGUUCAGUGCGCUGAAACGCCGCUUCUACGUGGCGACCUGCGUGGGCAAGAGCUUCCACACCUAUGAUGUUCAGAAACUUAGUCUGGUUGCAGUAAGUAACUCUCUUCCACAGGAUAUCUGCUGUAUGGCAGCUGAUGGGAAGCUAGUCUUUGCUGCUUAUGGAAAUGUUUUCUCUGCAUUUGCCCGAAAUAAAGAGGUAGUACACACCUUUAAGGGUCAUAAGGCAGACAUCCAUCUUUUGCAACCCUUUGGGGAUCACAUUAUCUCUGUUGAUACUGACAGCAUUCUUAUUAUUUGGCACAUAUAUUCAGAAGAAGAAUACCUGCAGUUGACUUUCGAUAAAUCGGUAUUUAAAAUUUCUGCAAUUUUGCAUCCGAGUACCUACUUGAAUAAAAUACUUCUUGGCAGUGAACAAGGAAGCCUACAGUUAUGGAAUGUAAAAUCCAAUAAACUUCUGUAUACAUUUCCAGGAUGGAAAGUUGGAGUGACAGCUCUUCAGCAGGCACCAGCUGUGGAUGUUGUUGCUGUUGGUCUCAUGUCGGGUCAGGUUAUCAUUCACAACAUUAAGUUUGAUGAAACAUUAAUGAAGUUUCGUCAAGACUGGGGACCUAUUACUUCCAUUUCAUUUCGCACAGAUGGUCAUCCAAUAAUGGCAGCUGGCAGUCCAUGUGGCCAUAUUGGACUCUGGGAUCUAGAAGACAAAAAAUUAAUCAAUCAAAUGAGAAAUGCACAUUCUACAGCAAUUGCCGGACUGACAUUUCUCCAUAGAGAGCCACUUCUUGUCACAAAUGGCGCUGACAAUGCUCUCAGGAUAUGGAUAUUUGAUGGUCCCACAGGUGAAGGCCGGCUUUUGAGAUUCAGAAUGGGACAUAGUGCUCCUCUUACCACAAUCAGAUAUUAUGGACAAAAUGGACAGCAAAUUCUUAGCGCAAGCCAAGAUGGAACUCUUCAGUCAUUUUCCACGAUACAUGAAAAAUUUAACAAGAGCUUGGGACAUGGAUUAAUAAAUAAAAAGAGAGUCAAACGUAAAGGACUUCAGAAUACCAUGUCAGUGCGACUUUCACCCAUCACAAAGUUUGCAGCUGAGGAAGCUCGUGAAAGUGAGUGGGAUGGUAUCAUUGCUUGCCAUCAAGGUAAGCUGUCAUGCUCCACCUGGAACUAUCAGAGAUCUACAAUAGGCGCUUACUUUCUCAAGCCAAAAGAGCUGAAGAGAGAUGACAUAACUGCAACAGCAGUGGAUAUAACUUCUUGUGGAAACUUUGCUAUAAUUGGUCUCUCAUCAGGAACUGUGGAUGUAUAUAACAUGCAGUCUGGUAUACAUCGAGGAAGUUUUGGCAAAGAUCAAGCUCAUAAAGGAUCUGUUAGAGGUGUUGCAGUGGAUGGAUUAAACCAGUUGACCAUCACAGCUGGUAGUGAAGGAUUACUCAAGUUCUGGAAUUUUAAAAACAAAGUUUUAAUCCAUUCUAUGAGCCUCGAGUCAUCUCCAAAUAUGAUGCUGCUACAUAGAGACAGUGGCAUUCUGGGACUUGCCUUGGAUGACUUCUCCAUUAGUGUUCUGGACAUAGAAACUAGGAAGAUUGUCAGAGAGUUUUCUGGACACCAAGGCCAAAUAAAUGACAUGACUUUCAGUCCUGAUGGUCGUUGGUUAAUAAGCGCUUCAAUGGAUUGCUCUGUUAGAACUUGGGACCUUCCGUCUGGGUGCCUUAUAGACAGCUUUUUGCUGGACUCAGCUCCUCUCAAUGUUACUAUGUCCCCUACUGGAGACUUUCUGGCUACUUCCCAUGUGGACCACCUUGGAAUUUAUCUGUGGUCCAAUGUCUCCCUGUAUUCAGUUGUUUCAUUACGACCACUUCCUGCAGAUUAUGUUCCUUCAGUAGUGAUGCUUCCUGGUACUUGUCAAACCCAAGAUGUAGAAUUAUCAGAAGAAACCAUAGAACCAAGUGAUGAAAUGAUAGAGUAUGAUUCCCCAGAACAGCUGAAUGAGCAGUUGGUGACUCUAUCACUCCUCCCUGAGUCACGGUGGAAAAACCUUCUUAAUCUUGAUGUUAUUAAGAAAAAGAAUAAACCAAAGGAACCACCCAAAGUACCCAAAUCAGCACCGUUUUUUAUUCCGACAGUUCCUGGCCUUGUACCCAGAUACGCUGCACCUGAACAAAAUAAUGAUCCCCAGCAGUCUAAAGUGGUAAAUCUUGGAAUUUUGGCUCAAAAAUCAGAUUUCUGCUUGAAACUUGAAGAAGGACUGGUAAAUAAUAAAUAUGAGGCUGCUCUUAACCUUCUGAAAGAAUUAGGCCCAUCAGGAAUUGAAGCAGAGCUGCGAAGCUUGUCUCCGGAUUGUGGCGGGUCUGUAGAAGUCAUGCAGAGCUUCUCAAAAAUGAUCGGGAUGAUGUUGGACAGAAAGCGUGAUUUUGAGUUAGCCCAGGCAUACCUUGCGUUGUUUUUAAAGUUACAUCUCAAAAUGCUUUCUUCAGAGCCAGUGCUUCUAGAAGAAAUGACAAAGUUAUCAUCACAGGUGGAAGAAAAUUGGAUCCAUUUACAGUCACUCUUCAAUCAAAGCAUGUGUGUUUUAAAUUAUAUAAAAAGUGCUUUGUUAUAAAAGUAAAUUGACUAAAUAAAUCAAAGACUUUCAUAUUAAAUGGGUUCAGUUUAACUCAUAUCUUGUUUUCCAAGUUUCAAUGUGAAAAGAAAAUAAAUGCUGGCACUGACUAGUCAAUCAUUCUCCCCCUUAAAUGCUAAAUACUUUCUGGCUGCCCUUUGUUUUAAAGACUUAACGAAUCUGCUCAAAUGAUUUAUUUUCUGAGUCUCUUCACAUCGGUUACUUGUAUAUGACUUUUUUUGGAUUGUCAUCACCAGCUCAU
This is a messenger RNA of Ceratotherium simum simum (southern white rhinoceros), 3221 nucleotides long. RefSeq names its product WD repeat domain 36 (gene WDR36). The record is from RefSeq and is a predicted model, not a curated record. Lineage: Eukaryota; Metazoa; Chordata; Mammalia; Perissodactyla; Rhinocerotidae. Gene Ontology annotation, molecular function: protein binding. Gene Ontology annotation, biological process: rRNA processing. Gene Ontology annotation, cellular component: small-subunit processome; Pwp2p-containing subcomplex of 90S preribosome.